AUGCUCCUCUCCAGCCAUUUCUGCCUGGACGACGGGUGCAACACCCGGAGCCCCUUGAAUGUGAGGAGCGCCAGCAGCAGCAGCAGCAGCAGCAGCAGCAGAAGUAGGAGUGACCCCCGAGAGGGCCUAGGGGGCCCCCCAGAGGGCUUAGGAGGCCCCUCAGAGGGCCUAACGGGCCCCCCAGAGGGCCUAACGGGCCCCACAGAGGGCCUACCUGGCCCCAAAGAGGGCCUAGGGGGCCCACCAGAGGGCCUAACGGGCCCUCCAGAGGGCCUAGGGGCCCCCGCAGAGGGCCUAGGGGGCUUUGAGGCCCCCACAGAGGGCUUAGAGAGCCCUCCAGAGGGCCUAGGGGGCCCCUCCGAGGGCCUAGGGGGCCCCUCAGAGGGCCUAACGGGCCACCCAGGGGGCAUAGAGGCCCCCCCAGAGGGCCUAGGGGGCCCCCCAGAGGGCCUAGGGGGCCACCUAGAGGGCCUCGGGGGCCCCCCAGAGGGCCUAGACGGCCCACCGGAGGGCCUAACGGGCCCCCCAAUGGGCCUAGAGGCCCCCCUAGAGGGCUUAGCGGGCCCCCCAGAGGGCCUAGGGGGCCCACCAGAGGGCUUAGAGGGUCCCCCAGAGGGCCUACUGUGCCCGCCAGGAGGCAUAGAGGGCCCCCCAGAGGGUUUAGCGGGCCCCCCAGAGGGCCUAGAGGGCCCCCCAGAGUGCCUAGGGGGCCCAGCAGAGAACCUGAGUGCCACAGCAAACGGUCCAGGGGGCCCCCGAGAGGGAACGGGGGGCCCUCCAGAGAAAGUAGAUGAGGAGGAGAGGGACCGAAGGCUAGCAGACAGCGAGCAGCAAAGGCUGGCGAGGUAUGAAGAGGCGGGCCUAGGGGGCCCCCCAGAGGGCCUAGGGGGACCCUCAGAGGGCCUAACGGACCACCCAGGGGGCAUAGAGGCCCCCCCAGAGGGCCUAGGGGGCCCCCCAGAGGGCCUAGGAGGCCCACCAGAGGGCCUCCCGUGCCCCCCAGGGGGCCUAGAGGCCCCCCCAGAGGGCUUAGCGGGCCCCCCAGAGGGCCUAGGGGGCCCCCCAGAGGGCUUGCAGGGUCCCCCAGAGGGCCUACUGUGCCCGCCAGGGGGCAUAGAGGGCCCCCCAGAGGGUUUAGGGGGCCCCCCAGAGGGCCUAGAGGGCCCCCCAGAGUGCCUAGGGGUCCCCGCAGAGAACGCGCGUGCCACAGCAGACGGUCCAGGGGGCCCCCCAGAGGGAACGGGGGACCCUCCAGAGAAAGUAGAUGAGGAGGAGAGGGACCGCAGGUUAGCAGACAGCGAGCAGCAAAGGCUGGCGAGGUAUGAAGAGGCAAAACUGCAGCAGCGAACAGAACCCAAGAAACCGCCGCCCCAGAAGCGUCAGCAGCUUUCACAGCCCGUGCUGCACAGCCAUGAGCUGCUGCAGCCCGAAGAGCAGCAGCAGCAGCAGCAGCAGCAGCAACUGCAGCAACUGCAGCAACUGCAGCAACUGCAACAACUGCAACAAGAACAGCACGACAACCAGCAACAGCCGGAGCAGCAAUACCAGCAGCAGUUUCAUGAGCACCCGCAGCAGCAGCAAAGACAAAGGCAGCAAAAAAGGAAACUGCAGCAGAGAACAGAACCCAAGAAACCGCCGCCCCAGAAACGUCAGCAGCUUUCACAGCCCGUGCUGCACAGCCAUGAGCUGCUGCAGCCCGAAGAGCAGCAGCAGCAGCAGCAGCAGCAACUGCAGCAACUGCAGCAACUGCAGCAACUGCAGCAACUGCAGCAACUGCAACAAGAACAGCACGACAACCAGCAACAGCCGGAGCAGCAAUACCAGCAGCAGUUUCAUGAUCACCCGUAUGAGCAGCAGCAACAGCAGCAGCAACAGGAGCAGCAGCAACUGCAGCAGCAGCAGCAGCACACAGCAGCUCAUAUCAACGAUGCUUCUUCUCUCUCUAACCUAGACGGAAUGCAGCAGCAGCAGCAGCAGCAGCAGCAGGCCCCUGAGAAUGCGCUGCUGCCUCCAUCUUUGCUGGCAGCAGACGCAGCAGCAGCAGCAGCAGCAGCAGCAGCAGCACAAGCAGCACUGUCUGCAAUAACAGCAGCAGAAGCAUCGCCGCUCCCCUUAGCAGCAGCAGCAACAGCAGACACAGCAGCAGCAGCAGCAGCAGCAACAGCAGCAACUCUGACUCCUCCACCCAAACCCGCUCCCCUUAGCAGCAGCAGCAACAGCAGACACAGCAGCAGCAGCAGCAGCAGCAGCAACAGCAGCAACUCUGACUCCUCCACCCAAAGCUGCCCCCCGAAAGCAAGCAGCACUAGCUGUUCCCGCAGCUCUCGGGAGCAGCAGCAGCAGCAGCAGCAGCAGCAGCAGCAGCAGCAGCAGCAGUACCGGGUUUCAGUCUACAGGAGGAGACAGCAGCAGCAGAGACAGCAACGCCACAAGUACCUGAUUUCCAGCAGAUACCACAAGGGGAGGAGUUGCUGCAGCAGCAAGCGCAUUUGCUGCUACUGCAGCAGCAGCAAACACCGCUGGAGCAGCAAACACUGCUGGAGCAGCAAACACUGCUGCAGCAGCAAGCCACCGCAGCAGCAGCAACCGCUGCAGCAGCAAACACCGCCGCAGCAGCAGCCCCCUAAAAGGCCCAGAGCCAGAGUUCGCCGCCCCGCCCAACCACGCCAAAAGCAGCAGCAGCAGAAACAGCAGCAGCAGCAGCAGCAGCAACAGGAGGAGCAGCAGAAGCAGCAGCAGGAGCAGCAGCAACAGGCCUUCGUUGCUGCUACCACUGCUUCUCCCGAUGAAGCGGCUCCCACCGCUUGGCCUAACGGAGAUGGUGGCUGUUUGUCUGCUGCUGGCAGCAGCAGCAGCAACAGCAGCAGCAGCAGCAGCAGCAGCAGCAGCAAUGGGUGGCACAGCAGCAGAAACAGCAGCAGCAGCAGCAACAGCAGCAGCAGCAACAGGAGGAGCAGCAGAGGCAGCAGCAGGAGCAGCAGCAGCAACAGGCCUUCGUUGCUGCUACCACUGCUUCUCCCGGUGAAGCGGCUAGCACCGCCUGGCCUAACGGAGAUGGUGGCUGUUCGUCUGCUGCUGGCAGCAGCAGCAGCAACAGCAGCAGCAGCAGCAGCAGCAGCAGCAGCAAUGGGUGGCCGAUCGCAGGAUUUCCUUCACCCGUGCAGCAGCAGUACUACCAUCAGGAGCAACAGCAGCAGCAGCACCACCACAACCCGCACGAGCAGGAGCACUACCAGCACCAGCAGCAGCUGCAGCAACAACAGUUGCAGCAGCAGCAGCAGCAGCAGCAGCAGCAGCAGCAGCAGGAGCAGGAGGAGCAGCACCCUUUCCCGUACAAAAGGUUACUUGUAUCCGAUGGGCCAGAAUGUGAGCAGGCAACAACAGUUGCAGCAGCAGCAGGAGCAGGAGCAGCAGCAGCAGCAGCAGCAGCAGGAGGAGCAGCACCCUUUCCCGUACAAAAGGUUACUUGUAUCCGAUGGGCCAGAAUGUGAGCAGCAGCAAGAGUAUGUGCCGCAGCAACCAACAGGUUCAAUGACCCCCAUGCAGCAGCAGCAGCUGCAGCAACAGCAGCAGCAGCAACAGCAGCAGCAGCAGCAGCAGAAGCAGCUGCAGCAGCAGCAGGAACGGCAGCAGUAUCAGAUGCCUUACAGAUUAUCGCAGCAUGAGGUGUACGGGCAGCAACCGCAUUCUUAUCUGCAGCAGCAGCACGAGAAACUGCAGCAGCAGCAGCAGCAGCAGCAGCAGCAGCAGCAGAUGCUGCAGCUGCAGCAGCAGCAGCAGCAGUCUGGGUGUCCUCAAUGCCGUCAACAAUAUCUCGAGUUGCCGUUCAUCUACACAAAAGAAGAGAUACAGCAGCAGCAGAUGCUGCAGCUGCAGCAGCAGCAGCAACAGUCUGGGUGUCCUCAAUGCCGUCAACAAUAUCUCGAGUUGCCGUUCAUCUACACAAAAGAAGAGAUAUGCUGCAGCUGCAGCAGCAGCAGCAGCAGUGUGGGUGUCCUCAAUGCCGUCAACAAUAUCUCGAGUUGCCGUUCAUCUACACAAAAGAAGAGAUGGAGUUUGCAAAGCGAACACUAUUUCAGGACCCCCAGCAGCAGCAGCAGCAGCAGCAGCAACAGCAGCAGCAGCAGCAGCAGCAGGUCGCCAUACAAAACUCGAGAAGGCCCAGUCAAUACAUUUGGGGGUCCCUUGUAG
Eimeria mitis is the source of this 4191-nucleotide messenger RNA. RefSeq lists its product as uncharacterized. The record is from RefSeq and is a predicted model, not a curated record. NCBI's taxonomy places the organism in Eukaryota, Apicomplexa, Conoidasida, Eucoccidiorida, Eimeriidae. Gene Ontology annotation, cellular component: cytoplasm. Gene Ontology annotation, molecular function: guanyl-nucleotide exchange factor activity.